Messenger RNA from Drosophila willistoni, 1137 nucleotides. RefSeq names its product signal transducer and transcription activator-like. The record is from RefSeq and is a predicted model, not a curated record. The coding region runs from base 1 to 1119 and encodes 372 amino acids. NCBI's taxonomy places the organism in Eukaryota, Metazoa, Arthropoda, Insecta, Diptera, Drosophilidae. Gene Ontology annotation, biological process: defense response; cell surface receptor signaling pathway via JAK-STAT; regulation of transcription by RNA polymerase II. The transcript is spliced from 5 exons. Gene Ontology annotation, molecular function: DNA-binding transcription factor activity, RNA polymerase II-specific; RNA polymerase II cis-regulatory region sequence-specific DNA binding.
AUGAAACAGUACAACUUCAACUCCAAUGCGAAGUUUGAAGUGAUAUUUCAAUGUCCAUACUUGGAUGAGAAUCAAGACGAAGAGUACCAAGUAAAUUGCAUUUUAGUAUCGGGUAAUCAAUUUCAAGAAAUACAAGAAAAUUGGCAUCUUGAGAGUCCAAUCCCAUACUCAAGCAGUGGGAUCCUAGAAAAUUCCUGUGGAAUAUUAAAGAAUCAAAAUGGUCAGCAUAGUGCAAUCUUCAGCCAGUUGAGAUUAACACGAGGCAAACAAACAAAAUUUGCAUUGGAUGAAAAGUUUGCCCUUUUCUUUUAUGCAACAAUUCGAAUUGAUAAUCAACCGAUACGUAUUUGGAAGAUAUCCAAUCCAAUCGUUGUGAUAUUCCAUGCAAAUCAGGAGUGCUUGGCACAGAGCACAAUUUGGUGGGACACCGAAUUUCCUGACACACCGCGAGAGUUCUUUUCAGUUAAAGAUGUAGUGAAGUGCGAUGCGGUAGCCGAAAAGUUGGCCAAUUAUGCGGAUGAAUAUACUCGAAAUUUUUUGGACAACAAUAACAUAGAUUUUAUUCGUGAAAAACUUAAGAUAACCGCCGGCGGCGAUUACAUUAGUUUUAAAAAAUUUAGCCGAGAACUCUUACCAGGAUGCGUAUUUACAUUUUGGGAAUGGUUUUACAAUAUAUUGAAGCUUUUAGAACCCCCGCACAAAAAUCAUGAUGAAAUUUAUUAUAUAACACUGGAUGAUUCUGUGCCUGGUUUGUGGGAACGAGGUCUCAUAACCGGUUUCGUUAGCAAGGAAAACUCCCAAAAAAUGCUUCAGGAACAACCAAUUGGAACAUUAUUGAUACGUUUCUCCGAAAGUCAAAAAGGCUCCUUGCAUUUCGUUUAUAAGAAUACUUACAAUUCUAUACAAAUGUUUGCACCAUGGGAUCAAUGGCACCUAAAGAGAAUGAAUAUGGCAGCUACGUUAGGACAAUUGGAAAAAGCUCAAUAUUUGUAUUCACCUCACAUGGGUCUUCAAAAACUUCAUCAUGUAUUGUAUUCAUUCCGCGACAUAUCGAAAAUGAAAACAAAAAUAUGCAAUACAAGUUUUGGAACAUGGAGAACUCUUUUUUUCUUGGUUUAAAAGGUGGUAAAACGAAGU